Messenger RNA from Cinara cedri, 1929 nucleotides. The record is from the annotation of a GenBank genome assembly. NCBI's taxonomy places the organism in Eukaryota, Metazoa, Arthropoda, Insecta, Hemiptera, Aphididae.
AUGGGGAAUGUUUUUGCAAAUCUGUUCAAGAACUUGUUUGGCAAAAAAGAGAUGAGAAUACUCAUGGUAGGAUUGGAUGCAGCUGGUAAAACUACAAUUUUAUAUAAAUUGAAAUUAGGUGAAAUUGUUACAACUAUACCAACCAUUGGUAAGAUUUGUUUGCUGUAUAUUAUUAUGAUCUGUGGUAAAACUAUUCAUAUUUAUAGGUUUUAAUGUGGAGACUGUUGAGUACAAAAAUAUAAGUUUUACGGUAUGGGAUGUUGGUGGACAAGAUAAAAUUCGACCCCUAUGGAGGCAUUAUUUUCAAAACACACAGGCAUGUACUUUUAUUUUUUAUGCAUCUAUAUUGUUAAAAAAUUUAUCUUUUAUUUUAAUUAAAUUGUGUCUAUAAAAAAAGAUAAUACAGUGAACCUUGUUUAAAUGAAAACUUAAAAUAUUAAUUUACACUGUGAUAGGUUGAUAGGUGUAUGUUUAGUUGUAUAAAACAAAUUAUAGUUGUCAAUUGAAUGAUACAAAUUUAAGAAAUUUAAAAAAAAGAUACACUAACAAUUUAAUGGAUUGCGAUAACAUAUUAUACAUAGUAUUAUGUACUAGAUUAGAAAAAAAAAAAGGUAAAAUUAUUUAUUAAAAUAGCUUUUUUUUGAACAUUUUUUACUGAAAUCAAAUUAUUUUAAGAGCAUUCAAAUUUUAAAAUCUUUAUAUAACUAUUCCAGUUUGAAUGAAAUAAUAGACAAAAACAAAUUAUAUUUUUAAAUCAUUAAUUUAUUUCAUAAAACAUAAAUUAAAUUAUGUUGUUACUUUUAUAAUGUAAUACAAUAAACAUCUCAAAAAUUAUACUUACUCCAUAAUAAACCUAGUUACAAUAUUUUAAAAAUCAUAUAUCUACAUUCAAUCGAAAAUUUUGUUUUAGUUGAUGACCUCCCGAAAGGUACGGAUUCCCUUGCACUAACAUGAAACUUGAUCAUCGUGUUCGUGUCGUCCUGGUUUAUUCUAGACGAUUCCACACAGCGAUUGAAAGACAUAUUAAAUAGUUAAAAUUAUUUAAAGUGCUUGUUAAUGUACUAUGUUUAUUUUAAAUGAAGUACUUUAUUUAUUAAAUUUUAUACUAAUAUAUUUUAAUUAAAUACGCGUCAUAUCUAAUUACAGGUAUAAAAAAUUGUGAAAUUUUGAGAAUAAAAAUACUAAAGAUAUGCGCAAGGGAAAUCACAAUUUAACAAAUUAAUUUAAAUUCUACACUUUAUUUUAUUUUCGGAAUAAUUUAUUAUUUAAAUUAUUAUAUAACUUUUUUAUAAAUUCUUUAAAUUUGGGUGUCAGAGGCAUGUUUAUCACUAUAUUAUAUUUAAUUAUUCCAUUUAGGUUUAUUUGUAAUAAAAUUAAAAUAUAAAUUAUGGCUAGUGAUUUAUUAAAAAUUGAACAUGUUCAGUUGAAAUAGUAAAUACUAAUAUUAGUAUAAUAGUAUUUUACUAAUUUUUGGGUUACACGGAAAAAUGAAUACAAUUUUGAGAUAAUUUGUUUUAUUUAUAUUUGAUUGAAUAAUGUGUCAUUUUUUUCAAUUCUAUGCAGGGUUUGAUUUUUGUAGUAGACAGUAAUGAUAAAGAACGUAUUUUUGAAGCUAAAGAAGAAUUAAUGAGAAUGCUUGGUGAAGAUGAACUUAGAGACGCUGUAUUAUUGAUAUUUGCCAACAAACAAGUAAAUAGUUUUUAUAUUAUAAUAACAUCAAUUAUUAGGUGUCUAUAAAAUUACUAUUAUUUACAAUCUUUUUAGGAUUUGCCUAAUGCCAUGAAUGCAUCUGAAAUCACCGAUAAACUAAGCUUGCAUACGCUGCGCAAUCGUAACUGGUAUAUACAAGCAACGUGCGCAACUAGUGGUGAUGGUCUAUAUGAAGGUCUUGACUGGCUGUCAAAUCAAUUGAAAAAUGCCAACCGUUAA